Messenger RNA from Carica papaya (papaya), 659 nucleotides. RefSeq names its product putative potassium transporter 17. Gene Ontology annotation, cellular component: membrane. NCBI's taxonomy places the organism in Eukaryota, Viridiplantae, Streptophyta, Magnoliopsida, Brassicales, Caricaceae. Gene Ontology annotation, molecular function: potassium ion transmembrane transporter activity. The record is from RefSeq and is a predicted model, not a curated record. Gene Ontology annotation, biological process: potassium ion transmembrane transport.
UCUCUUUUGUGGAGAAGAGUAAACCUUCAAAGUUUUCAUGAUCCAGCAUAAACGACACACAGGGAAAGAAAAAAAAGUGGUUUCUUCUUGAAUUUUCUUCUGGGUGUGGUUUCUUUCUACUUUCUCGGUGGGGGGUUGGAUUAAUGGUGAAGUAAAUAAACAUUGGGCAUGUGAAUCAACUGGUAAUAAUGAGUAUGGCAAGCUAAUACUCUGUUAUGAAGCAUCAAGGUAGAAUAUCUUAUCCAAGCUCUAACGAAAACCUCCUUUUUGAAAAGACUGACUAUAUGGGCGGAACGUUCGCUCUGUAUUCAUUGCUUUGCAGGCACAUGGAUGUUGCAAUUCUUUCCGCAAAACGCGGUGGCUCAAGCUCAAGCAUUUCCAGCUCCAUGAACACAGGGAACAAAACCACCCUUGCCAGAUUUUUAGAAGGAAGCAUCGUUGCAAGGAGGCUGCUGCUUUUCGCUUCCAUGUUGGGCAUGUGCAUGCUAAUCGGUGAUAGCAUACUUACGCCUGCAAUGUCAGUCUUAUCUGCCAUUGAGGGAAUAAGAGCACCCUUUCCUGCUGUGAGUGAAUGUAAGUAUUAAUGCAGAUUGUUUCACCUUGUAUAUGAGCUAAAAUCCAAAAGGAAACUCGUGUUAAUGUGAUGCAUUCUUCCCAUC